Molecule: messenger RNA, 5043 nt
Organism: Coregonus clupeaformis (lake whitefish)
Lineage: Eukaryota; Metazoa; Chordata; Actinopteri; Salmoniformes; Salmonidae
Exons: 3
Coding region: 232-630 (132 amino acids)
Molecular function (GO): 2 iron, 2 sulfur cluster binding
Source: RefSeq, a predicted model, not a curated record
AUCUGUCAUCUCUGGUGAGUCGCUUGACCUGUGUCUUGAAAUCAUAGGCUGUUCUAAUGUUCUGAUGAACGCAGAUGACAUGACGAGACUACCGGAUCCCGAGGCCAGUUUGUUUUAUGUUAUGGAAUAUUCUCACAUAAAACAGUCAAUUCUAAAAUGCGCAGUCAGUGGAGGCGGUAAAGGGAGUUUAUAACGAGUAGCGCAAAUAACGGAUAUUCCCAAUUUCUUUAAAUGGCGUCUGGGAAUGAAGAGGAAAGUGUGGGUAGCGUUUCAUGGAGGCUAAUAGGCCCAGCCUCCGAGCUUUCCAAGAAGCAGUGCCGUUUGAUGCACUCCUCCCUCGGCUACGGCUCCGAUGUUUGCCUGUUCUAUGUGAAAGGGGAAUUCUUCGCCAUGGAUGCUCGCUGCGCUCACUCCGGUGGUCCGCUGUGUGAUGGAGACAUCGAGGAUGCAGAUGGUAUUCUGCAGGUCUUCUGCCCCUGGCAUGACUAUGACUUUAACCUCAGGACAGGACAAUCAGGGACUGGUUUACAGCAACAAGUGUACAAAGUCAAAUUGGAGGAUGGCAGUGUGUUUGUGAAGCACACAAGCCCUCUCUCAUUACAGCCCUUCCCAUCGAGCAAGAAGAGCUGAACUGCUGCCUAAAACCUGUUGCAAGCCUGGGCAAUCCAUAUGGAACUGCCUGUAGCAAUCCUGGCUAUUUUUAAGAUUUAUUCUACAAACCCAAGCCAUCUGAGACAUUCCUUGCCUUAUAUGAUCAUCACAGACCUUUUUCCACUCGGAUCUGGCAAUGUUGUACUCAGGGUCAUUAUCAGGAGGAUCGUCUGAAGGGAAGAGAUAUGACAUCAUCUUUUUGUUUGAGUUUCUUUUUGUCUGAGACACUGGGAUGGUAGCCAUCCGCUGGCAGUGAAAUAGAGAAGAGGUUGCUGAUCUUGAUAACCGAUCAGACGUUCAACAGACAUUAUGUAUUAGCCGCUGUUCAAGUUAAGUACAUUUCUAUUCUCCCCUCCCUCAAUAUAUCGCAAAUCCUCAGUGUAACUGGCUCUUAGGGAAUCUGUGGAGGUUUAUACAUAUUGUAUUUUCUAAAUUAUAAUUCCAAUAUGUACAUCUGACUGGCGCUUUAAGGACUACUGGGAAUAUGGAACAUUUUAGUAGGGAAGUGUCAACAGCUCAUCUUCACACCUUUAAAAUGCAUUACUGUAAGGUGGAAGAGUAUUAUCACUGAAACUAAUGUGAGGUAACUGAGGUCCAAAACAGGGUCCCACAUUUUAAAUGCCCUUAUAUGCAAAGAUGUUCAUUAUUUUACCUCAACCGUUUAACAGCGGACGUACAAUAACAGCCUAAACACUGCCCAGUAUUUGACCUCACAUACAUUCCAUCAAUGCAUUUGGUUCACCUCAGGUGAACUUUUCUUCCUCAGAGAAAAGAUAACUGAAGCUAUUAAUAGCUACUGUAAAGUUACAGCUACAGUAAAACAUGUAUUCAUUUUGCUGAGUGGUGAGGUUUUGAAUGGAAUGAAGUGAUCCCUGCAGUAGCCCAGAGAGAGAAUGGAAACCUCAGCUCAGCUAUAUGACCCCCACCUAAACUGGUGCCGGCCAUUUGUAGUACCUAGCUGAGAUCCAAGGGAACAAACAUGAAUGGUCCUGUAAUUAUUACUGGUUAUGGUCCAGUAAUAAGUAUUUAUUAAAGCCCUGUCAGCAUUUCCCCUUUGGCCAAUGCACAGACGUGUUCUUCCCUACUGACGCAAUGGCAAAGGGAAGAUUGGUCAACAGGCGUCAGAGGAGACUCAGGACCUGAAAUGCACUAUUCAGUCAAGAGAAAUGUGUUAUUGUUGCUACUUGGGUUUUUUAUGCCUCCUCUUCGUCUUCACUGGCAACAACAUUCACUACAUCUUCUAUCCACUACAUUUUCUCACUCUGACAUUACAGAGUUUGCCAAAAAGGUGUCAGUAAAAGUGUGGCUUGCCAUUCUAGUUUUCCCUCCUCAUAGCCUCCCCUGUUGUGCGACUUUAUUACAAUAAUAUUUCCAUUAGCGUCGAGUGCUGUGUGGAUAGGACCUGUGCCUCGUGUUUAAUUAUUCAUCACCUGAGGGGUAAUAUUCACUGACCAUUGAGAUGCAGCCAUUGUGUGUUUGGUAGAGCAAUCACCUUUUACUGGGGCUGGCGUGUACAGUCCAAGAGUGGUUUUCACAUUUUGUGGAUCCAGACGUUUCCGAAUAAUCUGUUGUUUAUUGUAUUGGAUUACAUUCACAGGUUGUCCUUAGACAUUAGGGGACCCAUCGUUGAUGUCAGAACUUUGCAAUGUAGGCUAUUACCUAAUGUUUGUCUCUCAUAUGCAAAGCUCUAUUUUUGUCAUGUGUUUUUUGGCUACUGUUUAAAAUGUAUAUGUCUCUCAUUAAGCUGCUUAUAUGGUUGUUCAUACCAUUUUAUAUUCAUUGUUAUGACAGUCUUGUUAUUGAUGUGGAUGUUAUGAAUUAUGCAACCCAGUUAUCCCUUCAUUUGAUGUUUUAUUUCAAUUUAAUCUCACGGUAUGUCACGUUUUAGUACUACAGUACAAUGGAAUAUGUCCUUUUACUGAUGGCUUUUUUGAAAAUAAAAUAAUGAUAUCAUAUGUUUCCAGCGCAAUCAUUAAUACAUAUCAAAUGUAUCAAAUCAGGACAUAAUAUCACCAGAACAGUUUACAGCAAAGGUUUAUUUACAAUUCCUCAUACAUUUAGUACAUUUCAUACAAUACACAAUUUACACAUAAAAAAACAUAUGCAAAACAAAAACAAAUGGGCAACGCCAUGCAAUACAUGUUACAUAAUGAUUUACAGAGAAUUCUCAGCAAUUGAUUUAUAUAAUGCGUUUAUGGGGCCCAAGACAUCUCCCAGAGCACAGUGGCAACUAUACAAGUCUCUCUUUAUAGGCUAGGCAAUGGUGGAAAUAUCCAUCGCUCGCUUCGCCAGAGGAUAUUCCUAAAUAAGUUACAGUCUCCCUCAGAGCAGCCAGACAGUACAGGAGAGGACAGAUGCGUGCACUCAUGCUGAUGGCACAGGCACACUCGGAAAACAACCUGAGGCCAAGGCAUGGCUGUAUAGUGUCAGUCAGUCUACAAGCCUAGUAUUCGACAGAACGAGUAGUAAUACGAGACUGAUGAAUUACCAUGGAGAAUUGGUGAAAACCGAGAAAAUUUUGAAUUGUGAAGUUUUUGAAUUGUUAUUUAAUCACUUACGUGAAUUGUGAAGCAUGGACCUGUCUUGGAAUUGUUAGAACCUGAAACAGUGUCUGGAAUCAUAGGGGAUCAUGUCAUUUGGCUAUUACUUCUGUAUUAAAAAUGAUUUUUUUCACGAUUUCUUCCACAAAUUGUCAAGUUUCUACAUUUGAAUGGGAAAACUUUCUCUAUAUGAGUUAGGAAACUCCCAACAUUAUUUUCAACUCAUUAAAAAAAUAUUACAGCUCUUACAGAUCUUCUUUGAAAUCCUCUGAAAGACAGAGACUGUUUGGAUAUUCCUUACUAUUUUUCUCAUGUGAUGUGUUACGUAACAUUGGCAGUUAGACUUGCUCUGGAUCUCAACCUCCCCCCAUAGCCUCUCAAUGAAACAUCUACCAUUCAACUUGUCAGUGCACUUUUCCUUUAAAUGGUCUACUUCAAUAUGAGACCGCUUCAGCUUCAGAUAAGUGAUGGACAGCAAGGUCAAAGACCACUUAUUUUUUCAUUUUUUUCUCUCCAACAGCUCCCUCUAAUUAUUAAAAUCUAUGACAAGAUAAUCUCCUCCUUCUCUCACAAAUUACUCCUCUGGAUGUCUUUGGUACUACAUGUCUUCCAGUUGUCCAAUAGCUCUCACGCCAUUCUGUGGUGAAUAAGAGUUGGGAGUUAUCUUCUCACAUGCGGACCCAGCUUUGCUGCAACAGUCUGCUCCAAAUAAGCUGUUUGGUUUAUUUUCAUGGACUGCUGCACUGUCCAUGCUAAGAGGGCUUAACAGGCCCAUGAUGGUAGAGGUCAUUGAUAAUCACUAGAGGACCAUAAACCAUCAUUUCCACAUGUUGCUUUUCAGAGGCAAUUUACAAUAGAUUUGUAUAAUCUAUUUGAUCUCAAAGUACAUGUGUUACAUCUAUUUAAUGUUUCUAUUUUUGGCUGAUGCUACAGUAGCUUCAGGUCUGUUGCAAAUCGGAACUCCUUUUUUAUGUACAAUAAAAUGUGCAGAGGUUUUGCUUACUAAAAUGUAUGAAAACACCUUGAAAUUUCAGCUAAUUUAACAGUAGGGUCAUUUUAAUGCUGAACGUACUCGACAAUAGACCUUUUGGGCCUAAAUUAUAUCCAACUGCAGUCUGGAAAUCAACUUGUUUGGCUGUUUAUGAAAGACUUGGUCAAACUCUUCCAAGUGCCCUCAAGAAUAUAUGUCAUUUAUUUCCUAAUUAAUGAUGGGGCUGAUAAUUAUAUGCCAGACCUGUUUGCCUCCUCUGUGGUCCACAGGCACUCAUUUGGUUUUGGAUUAGUUCAGCUCUAGGAGCUCUCCAGUGGUCUGAAGGGACCCAUAGCCACCCACUACAUAGAUAAACAAGUUUGGACCUAUUAUCAAUGGGGAACUUUCCUCCAAUUACAGAAUCCAAUUAAAUAGGCCUCUUUGAACGUCUUCCCACUUGCCACUGUAAUGCCAAAGCACCGGAGAGCCUCUAAAACUGAUACUCAGUGAGGGGUAGAAAGAUGGCAUGCUCAUAAUUGGUUCUUCUGAGGGAUUGUUUGAAUAAAGAUUCAUUCGGCCAGAAUGUAUUUUCCCAUUGGGAAACACAUGGAAUUGGUCCUGUAAUAGUCUACGGUGUGUCUGCAACUUAACUCUAGUAAUAAGUUGUUGUUUAGUUGCUAUUGGAAAAUAGUACAGUUUAGAUGUAUUUCUCCCUCUGGAAAGAUACUGUGUUCUCUGUAGCUGAAAAUAUUAUUGUACACUUAUUGCUAAAAGUUUGAUUCAUACAGCAAGAUAUGAAAAAGUUAUUAUCGGAGCAGAUUGCAGAAAUAUACACUACCGGUCAAAAUCUUUUAUUUUAUUUUUUUAUUUUAAUUUUUUACA